AUGGCACCUCCAAUAUGUGUAGUCGUAGCUGCUGCAGCCCUUGACGCCGUAAUUGAGAAGCAUGGUAGUAUUGAGGGAUAUGAGGAAUUUCAAGUAGGUAAAGAAGAGGAGGAAUUGAAGGAACGAGCUAGAUUGCAUCAGGUAUGGCUAAAAAAGGAGGAAAAAUUUAGAAAUGAAUUCCAGUCUAGGCAGGAACUAAUCAAGAGAAUACAAGAAGAGGAGAAGCAAAGGGCUGCGGAAAAUAAUGUUAGUAUGGAAACAGAUUAUCAGGAAAUUGACUGGCUUUCAUGUUAUUUGUAUCAUGUUCUGGAAAGCAACACAUCUGGCAGCGAUGCGGAUGAAUCAAAUCAGGAUAAGACGCCAUUCCAUAAUCCCUUUGCUGCGUCAACUAACAAUCAGUAUGUUAAAGGCGAAGAGACUUUUGUUGAAUCAAAACCAUGCCCGUUCUUCAAUAAAACUGGAGUUUGCAGAUUUGGAGAUAGGUGUUCUCGCUUACAUGUACAUCCUGAAAGUAGUCGUGUGCUCCUUAUACCAAAUAUGUUUACGAGUAUUGGUUUAUCGGAAGGUUUACAGGAUGAACAAGAAUUUGAUACUAACUUAGAAUACUCCGAAAAUGACUUAAGAUCACAAUUUAUAGAAUUUUAUAACGAUAUUUAUCCAGAAUUUCAAGCUGCUGGCGAAAUUAGAGAAUUUAAAAUUUGCUGUAAUUAUGAGCCUCAUCUUCGCGGUAAUGUGUAUGUAGAGUAUCAGAGUGAAGAAGAAUGCCAUAAAGCUUUUCGGAUGUUUCAUGGUCGUUGGUACGCACAGCGGCAGUUAUUUUGCCAAUUUUCUCCGGUUAAUAAUUGGAAGUCUGCUAUAUGUGGUUUGUUUCGUCAAAAACGCUGUCCAAAAGGAAAGCAUUGCAAUUUUUUGCAUGUUUUUGAAAACCCUGUAGCACAGUCUACAAGAUCUGCCUUUAAUGAUAGACAUAGAAGACAUAGUUUUAAUAAUAAUCGUUCCGUGAGAGACUAUGGUAAAAUAGAGAAUAGAAGUUCACGUUCCGAUAGGCACCGCAAUCAUGAUGAUAGAGUGAGAAGGUCCGAUUGGCACGAUAGACAUAAUCGACGUGACAGAAGUCGAGACAAUGAUAAUUAUCGUCAUGAAAAGCGAUCGAAGCGGUCACGAUCACCGACACAUGAUAGCGAUAAUCACGUAGAUCGAAAACGUAGGAAAAAGCAUAAACAUAGAUCCCGAGAUUCUGCGGACAAGGAAGAAAGCCAGCGCGAGUCUAUUCGAUCAGAGAAACGGGACCGGAAAUCUCAUCACAAAAAGAAGAGAUCUUCUAACGCUGUAUGCACACAAAGUGCGUUAGUAAUAUUUUUCACAAAGCUAUUAACAUAUGAUACAUAA
Messenger RNA from Trichoplax adhaerens, 1389 nucleotides. RefSeq lists its product as uncharacterized. Gene Ontology annotation, cellular component: U2AF complex; spliceosomal complex. Lineage: Eukaryota; Metazoa; Placozoa; Uniplacotomia; Trichoplacea; Trichoplacidae. Bases 1 to 1389 code for a protein of 462 amino acids. The record is from RefSeq and is a predicted model, not a curated record. Gene Ontology annotation, biological process: mRNA splicing, via spliceosome. The transcript has 15 exons. Gene Ontology annotation, molecular function: metal ion binding; pre-mRNA 3'-splice site binding.